This is a messenger RNA of Sugiyamaella lignohabitans, 2046 nucleotides long. RefSeq names its product Cdc45p (gene CDC45). Lineage: Eukaryota; Fungi; Ascomycota; Dipodascomycetes; Dipodascales; Trichomonascaceae. Gene Ontology annotation, biological process: double-strand break repair via break-induced replication; DNA replication initiation; mitotic DNA replication preinitiation complex assembly. The record is from RefSeq and is a predicted model, not a curated record. The transcript has a single exon. The coding region runs from base 1 to 2046 and encodes 681 amino acids. Gene Ontology annotation, cellular component: DNA replication preinitiation complex. Gene Ontology annotation, molecular function: chromatin binding; single-stranded DNA binding; DNA replication origin binding.
AUGUAUAUAUCACCACCAGAAUUCGCUGGCGCCUUUGAUCAAAUUCGCAAAACCUCGUUAUCCCAUACAACAUGUCGAGUGGUCAUUUUUGUAUCUUGCUUAGAUGUCGAUGCUCUUUGUAGCGCCAGAAUUAUAUCUAAUGUUCUGAAGACCGAGAUGAUACCACAUAAAAUAGUACCCGUUGUCGGCUAUAGUGAAUUGAAGAAGAUGUUCAAAGAUCUGGAUGACUCGAUUAUAAAUGCCAUUUGUAUAGGUUGUGGAGCCACGGUAGACCUAGAAGAAUAUUUCGAGUUGACCGAUGAAGAAGGAAAUCAUACUAGCAAUGUUCAGAAGAUAUAUGUCAUUGAUAGUCACAGACCAUGGAAUCUAGAGAACUUGUUUGCGUCUGAAAACAUUGUUUGUUUUGAUGAUGGUAAAGUCGCUGAGGAAUUGAUAGAACACAAAGUUGCUUAUGACUUCCUUAGUCAAGACGAUGAAGACAAUGGCAAUGAUUACGAUGAAUAUGACGACGGGAAUGAAGAUGAUAAUGAUGGCACCAUUGAAGAACAACCCUCGGGCCUAGAAGCGGCAGAAGUGGGACAAGAUAAGUACGAGUUAGGUGGGGAUACAGAUAAUGAUGAUUCGGACAAUGAUGAGACCCAGCAGGAUAGUGAUAGUGAUACGCCUGUUAAUCAUUCCCUCAAUGGAGAAGAUGAGAAUGACAACGUAACAGAAACAUCUAUUAAGGCGGCUAAAGCAAAGAUUCGCGAGGCGAGGAGAAAGUAUACCAGGCUUCUAGAAGAGUAUUAUACCCAGGGGUCAUUUGUAAAUUCAUCUUCUACUGUUCAAGUAUAUACAUUGCUUUCUUUAACGGGACGAACAUCUGCUAUGAACCUGUGGCUAGCAGUGGUAGGAAUAACAUCAUUGGAUGCUCAACACCCGCACCUUUACAAUUCGCUGUAUCCAUUGCUGAGGGACGAGGUAGUAAGGUUAUGUCCACCUGCGCCCAACGAUGAGUUUGUUUCCGCUGCUGAUAAUAUGUCACUAUACAUUGAAACUGAUUAUGCAUUAUUUUUACUACGGCAUUGGUCACUGUACGAAAGUAUGACACAUUCCUCAUACCUGUCUGCCAAGCUUCAUUUGUGGACAGAUGACGGUCGUAAGAAGCUACACAAAUUAUUGGCCAAGAUGGGUAUUUCGUUACAGGAAUCGAAAGAACUUUGGACACAUAUGCAUAUUCCCUUGAAACGAUCUCUCAAAGAGAAGCUUACAUCCGUUGCUGGUAUUUAUGGUAUCGAAGAGGUCAUCCGCCAGGGGGUGGUAAGACGAUAUGGAUAUAAGGGGUCUGUCUCAGCAGGCGAUUGUGUGGAAUCAUUAAUAGCAUUAUUAGAAGCAGGAUCGGGAGACCUGCUAAUACAUCGGAACAGCCAGUUCCUACACCCAAAAGCUUUAGAGGACGAUGAUAAAGAUGAUGACGUACUAGAGAGAGAGAUGGAGACUGCAAGAGCCGACAAGGAGCGAUUCUGGGUGUCCAAUUUUUGGGCAGGUUGGGACGCCUUAGGAGACCUUGAUAUUUUGACAUUGGGUAUAAAUAAAGCCAAAGUUCUUCAACAGGCAAUUGUGCUGGCGAGUACAAUGUUAUUUGAGAAAAGACAAAUUAAGGAUUUAAGAUCAUUCCGUUUGGCGGUUAUAAGGGAAGGUCCAGACUUGGAAUUGUUUGCCAAUCCAUUAGCAUUGGCCAGACUUGGUGCCUGGAUUGCCGAAGGUUGUGCUGAAGUGCACCCACAACCACUUCCACUUGUGGUUGCAUCAUAUAACCCGGUCCGGUCCAUUUAUCUAGUUCUUGGAAUGGGACCCAGAAAAUCGAGAGAUGCAGAUCAGUCGGCGUUUUCCGCAGAGUCUACAUCUUCAACUAUUUAUAACAGGUUCGGUGCAGCAUUCCAAAACAUAGCAAACCGUAUCAAUGCGCGGAUACGGAUUGAUGCUUUUGAGUCUUCCAUCAUUGAAGUUUCUAAGGAUGAUCUUUCUCGUUUCCUCGAAGAACUGACACUGAGCGGAUUAAAAUAA